This is a messenger RNA of Ziziphus jujuba (common jujube), 4322 nucleotides long. RefSeq names its product cysteine-rich receptor-like protein kinase 44. Gene Ontology annotation, molecular function: ATP binding; protein kinase activity. Bases 352 to 2505 code for a protein of 717 amino acids. The transcript is spliced from 6 exons. Gene Ontology annotation, biological process: protein phosphorylation. Lineage: Eukaryota; Viridiplantae; Streptophyta; Magnoliopsida; Rosales; Rhamnaceae. The record is from RefSeq and is a predicted model, not a curated record.
GUUUCCUAAUCAAAUUGUUAGUUGGCAUGCAAUCACAGCUCGUAUAUUUUGGGCCGUAUUGACCAAUAUUAUACUCCUUUUCAUUGACCAAAACUCACCGCGGAUUGGUCUACGUAUGACCAAUAUUAUACUCCUAAACUGAAUAUAAUCCAAUAUAUUUCAUACGUUUCCAGAGAGAAAAUUAAAUAGAGUAAAGAAAAAGAAAAAGACAUUAUGAUUUCCCUAAACUAAAAAUUAAGGACGGAAAUUACCUUUCAUCUACUAAAAGAUCCCUAAUUUCGAAUAUCUAUUUUUCCAAUAAAGCCUUAUAAUUAAUUUACUAGAGAUGGCAGAGAUAAACAGGAAAACACGAUGCCGAUGGUUCCUAAAAGACUGAUACUCUCCGUCUCUCCCAUUUUCAUCCUCGUUACUCUUGCCAUUGCUCAACCACCCUUCCGCAUCCACUCCUGUUUGAACGACAAAGGCAAUUACACCGCUAACAGUACCUACCACGCCAACCUCAACACCCUCCUCACCUCCCUUUUUUCCAACGAACCAGAUAUCAACGGCUAUGGCGCUUUUCAAAGCUCCUCACAUGGCAGAAACCCCGACAAAGCUUACGCCAUCGGCCUCUGCAGAGGAGAUGUGGAGCCUGAUGUUUGCCGGCGUUGCCUUACUAACUCCACAAAUCUUCUCACAAAGCUCUGUCCGAAUCAGAAAGAGGCAAUUGGUUGGUACGACCAGUGCAUGCUACGCUACUCUAAUCGCUCCAUAUAUGGCAUCAAGGAAACUGAUCCCGCUUUCUUUAUCUGGAACACGCAAAAUGCCUCGUCUGACGUCGAUGCGUUCCAACGAGAUGUGCAGAGCCUGUUUGAGGAUCUGAGCAGCCGAGCAGUGGCUGGUGGCUCUCUUCGUAAGUUUGCCGCAGGAAGCAGGAUUGCUGCAAAUAACUUCCAAACCAUUUAUGGUAUUGCUCAGUGCACACCAGAUUUAUCAGAUGUGGACUGCAACGACUGCUUGAAUACUGGUGUUAACGGUCUUACUCAAUAUUGUAAAGGGUCAAGGGCUGCUACGCUCUUUAUGCCAAUCUGCAGAGUUGCUUAUGACCUCCAACUCUUCUAUGACGCAGCAGCUGUAUCACCCCCUCCUCCGCCAACACCGAUUUUAUCUCCUUCUCCACCAUUAUUAUCCCCUCUCCCAUCGACCAAUGGGACUACCGAAAAUGGUACAUCUUUUGUCUACACUUUUUAUCGUUUAUUAGACUCAAAGAAAAGUCUUUUGGACGCUUUGAUCAGAGCAGAAUUUUCUUGGUUUCUAAAAAUUGCAGGAAAGAAAAGUCAAACAUAUCGGAUUGUGAUCUCUGUAGUUGUGCCAAUCCUUGUUUUGACAGCGAUAAUGUUCUUCGUCUACAUUUGUUUAUGCGUGAGGAAGGCAAAAGAAAGUGUUAGAUCUGCCGAAGAUACUGAUGAUGAGAAAGCAGAAUCUUUGCAGUUUCAGUUCUGCGCCAUUAAAGCUGUAACGAAUGACUUUUCUGAGGCAAACAAGCUUGGACAGGGUGGAUUUGGUGCUGUUUACAGGGGUAGGCUGUUAAAUGGAGGAGAUAUAGCAGUAAAAAGGCUGUGUAAGAAUUCUGGACAAGGAGAUAUAGAAUUUAGGAAUGAAAUCCUAUUAGUUGCCAGGCUUCAGCACCGGAAUUUAGUCAGCCUCCUAGGUUUCUGCUUGGAACAAAGUGAAAGGCUACUUAUCUAUGAGUUUGUGCCUAAUUCAAGUUUGGAUCAUCACGUAUUUGAUCCAAUCAAACGUGCAUCUUUAGAUUGGAAUGUCCGCUAUAAAAUCAUAGUAGGCAUUGCUCAAGGUCUCCUUUACCUUCAUGAAGACUCCCGCCUUAAAGUCAUCCAUCGUGACCUAAAAGCGAGUAACAUUUUGUUAGAUGCAGAAAUGAAUCCAAAAAUUGCAGAUUUUGGGAUGGCAAAGUUGUUUACAGUUGAUCAGACUCAAAGUGAUACUACGAGAAUCGUGGGAACCUAUGGAUAUAUGGCUCCAGAAUAUGUCAAGCGAGGGCACCAUUCAGUCAAGUCAGAUGUAUUUAGCUUUGGUGUACUAAUACUAGAAAUUGUGAGUGGACAAAGUAUUAAACGUUUCUCCACAGAGGAGAAAGCAGAGAGCCUUCUAAGCUAUGCAUGGAAAAAAUGGAAGGAGGGAUUGGCUACAAAUCUGGUGGAUCCCAAAAUGAAUGUUGGAGGUUCAAAAGCAGAAAUAAUGCAAUGCAUCCAUAUUGGAUUAUUAUGUGUGCAAGAAAAUUUACAUGAUAGACCAACCAUGCGUUCAGUUGCUCUAAGUCUAAGUAGUUGCUCUGUCAGUCUCCAAGUACCCUCGAAACCAGCAUAUUUUAUGGAUAGUAGCACCAACUUGCCUAAAAUAAGGAGACAUAUAUCAAGGAUGAGAAUGUCAAAUCGACACCAAAACAACAUAGUACAAGCAUCAGAAAAUCAAGCUUCAUUGAUAACUGAAGUACAUCCUCGUUGAUGUUGGUUGGAUUUUAGUUGCAUUGUUAAUUAUAUGGGAACACAAAUUUUCUAGAUAUUUAUUCUUUGAAAAUCUAUAAAAUGCUAUAAUUAAUGCAAGAUUCAACACUUACAAAUCAAAACCUAAAACAUUCGCGCAAGCAAUUAAUUAAACAAGAUUAAUGCAGAAACAAUUAAGUGGGUAGGUUGGUAAAUCUAUUCCACAUCAACUAGACAAAAUAUUAAUCUUCAUAGAACAUGAAUCAGAGCUUACAAUACAAAAUCAUUAAAAGAAUCAUAUUGAUUCGUAGAAUUGUCUUAACUUGUUUCUCUAUAAACUCUAAUGUUUUCUCACUCUUUGUAACUCUCCUACUGAGAAAACCACUGUACCAACACAUAUAACUUCUAUCUCCAUUUCCAAAAUCCCACUGACCUUCAAUUUUUAAGAAACAAUAUGGUUGAGCCAAAAACCACAAACUUCUAGCUUGAAAUGACACCCUUUAAAUGUCACAUCAUAGAGCAGUUUAGGAUGGUUUAAAUAAAAUGAUGCAUUUCACAUUAAGCAACUAUUGCUUGUUCUUAUUGGAUUUACAUUGGGCCUCUUUUUGGACUUUGGUUAAGUUUUGAAGGUACUAUUUUGGAUUUCUUUUUGUGUUGCAUGGAUUUCAAGUUAGGUGCUCAACUCCAUGUUCUUAUUUAUUGGCUUUUCCCUAAUUUUUCAUGCUCGUAAUGAAGCUUUGUUUGGUCAAGUGAAUAUUUUUAUUUCUUAGUCAUAAGCUUUUGUCAAGUGAAGGUUUUGAAUUCUUAAUCAUAGGCUAUCGACCUACAAUCGGUUCUUAAGGCCAAUAACAUACAACAUAGGUCUAUGUAUAAUUUACUUUCGAAUUUCAUCAUUCUUAAGGGUUUAGAAGUGAGGCUUUAUCUUCCUAAGGCUCUUAAAUGGUUAUAGUUUAUUGGUUAGGUCCUUAGAGAGGGUGGAUCAUGUUCACCAUAAAUGGUGAGUCUUUGGGAGCUCCUGGCAAGGCAGGUUAUGGUGGAGUAUUUAUAACUUAUCGUCAUUUGGUUAAAGGCUGCUUUUGGUCUCCUUUUCUUUCGGCUCAAGCUGUCAAAUCUGAGGUGCUUGGUGUUAUUAAAGGCUUGGAGUAUGUGUUAGGAAAUUUAAUUGGAAUUUUCUUUGUCACAAAAAUGAUUCUACUAUAUAUGCUCUCUUUCCAUGCAAGUUCCUUGGCAUUUGCAUUCCAUAUGUUCUUUAUGUCUUCAUUUAAUUAACAAUAUUAUUUUUUAUGUUUCUCAUACAUUACGUGAAGGAAAUAUGGUUGCCAAUGGGUUAUCAAAGAUGGCGAUUUUUGGUUUUGAGGACUGUUAGUCCUUUUUUAUUCCAAUACUUUUAUUUCUCAUCACAUUAGUGAUUUAUGGAGGGGGAUAGAUUGUUUAUAGUUUUUUUUUUUUUCUUUUCGAUAUCGAUACUCUUUUUCUAGUUUAUGUUUUUCCCUCUAGUGUUUUUCAUUAUUUAGGUUUUAAUGAGGCCGAGUUGGGUUAUCUAGUGUUCUUUUCUAUUCUUUCUACCAAAUGGUGGCAUGUUCAUUGUAAGGAUAUUUUCUUCUUAAUUUAUUUAGGCCUGGUUGUUUGGAGUUUUUUAUGGGGUGUCAACCAAGUUAGGAUGCCUUGACUUUCUCUUGCUCCUUACUUAUUAUUUUCUCAUUAUAUUGAAUAAUUAAAUAUUUGAUAAGUCUAAUUUAGUAAAUGCAGUCCAAAUUAUUAUCCAUAUACGACCAUUAUAAUAUAUGUGUGACUAUGUUAAUUUCAUAUGACCGUUAUUAUUUCUAUAUGACCAUUAUA